Molecule: messenger RNA, 632 nt
Organism: Amborella trichopoda
Lineage: Eukaryota; Viridiplantae; Streptophyta; Magnoliopsida; Amborellales; Amborellaceae
Product: acyl-CoA-binding domain protein
Source: RefSeq, a predicted model, not a curated record
GAUAGGGCUCCAGGCCUUUGAAACCAUUUUCCAAUAAAGAGGGGUUUCAUAGGGGAAAAACAUCGUACAGAUGAGAGGUAGAGAAACAUAUAUAAGGGGACAAAAUAAGGGGUUCUAAGUUGACAGAGUUGAUGGCUCUUCUCAAAGGCCCUGUUUUUGUUGGGCUGCUGGUGAUGCUGGCUUUGGGGUGUGCUAUGUACCUCAGGCUAUGGUCUGUUCAGUCACAAAUCUCUCUUGAAGACCCACAACUCAUCAGGUUACAGUUCGAACGUGCUCACAAUGAAGCAUUGGAUGAAUCAGCCGAAUGGAGAAUGAAAUAUGAUGAGGAGGCGGAGAGGUCCAGGAACUAUAUGCAGGAGGUAGUCGAGAUGAAAGAGGUUCUUGAGAAGAAGAGAGAGGAAAAUGAAAGCCUGAAGGGCCUUCUUGAUACCUUACAAAAGGAAAAGCUCAAACUUGUUGAACAGGUGGGAACCCUGGAGGAAGAGCUUAAAGCUGAGAAGUUAAAAUGCAGCAAACUAUCCCAAAAAUUGUAAAGAGAAUUUAUGAAGAAAACUUUACAGGGAAUGCUCCCUCUGUAAUUUUGUAAUAGGAAACCACUUUUUGUUAUUGAAAGAGAAGUGCUUCAGAGAUGA